Messenger RNA from Drosophila sechellia, 2141 nucleotides. RefSeq names its product orientation disruptor (gene ord). The transcript is spliced from 7 exons. The record is from RefSeq and is a predicted model, not a curated record. The coding region runs from base 95 to 1534 and encodes 479 amino acids. NCBI's taxonomy places the organism in Eukaryota, Metazoa, Arthropoda, Insecta, Diptera, Drosophilidae.
AUAUGUUAAUCGACAUCAAGGAAUUUUUGAGCACUUCACUGAAGUAGGCGAAAAAGUUGUUGAGUUAUCGAACGAAUAAAAACAUUUAUAAAAAAUGUACGGAGAAACUACGCUAAAUAAGGACCACGUAAUUAAAUUUAUCAGAUUGAAAAUUAACCAUUGCUUGGGCUGCGAUGAAGUGGAGAUAAACUUCUCGAGAGCGGACAAUGUCCACAUAAUCAUCUACAGUUUGGCCAAGGAUCUGGCAAAGGACCUACCGGCUGUAACGCCCGUGGCCCAAGCCAUCCUACUCCUCUGCUCCCUUACCUAUCCGGAUUCAGAUAGUCUUCAGACGAUUCCGCAGCUGGAAAUCGGCAAGGGAAGCGUCUCGAUGAGCUUCAAAGUCUAUCCCGUGGAUAAGGAACAGGAGACGGAGCCAGAGUCGGAGAGCGACCUGGAUGAGGGGCCCUCCACCUCGAAACAGGCCCUGGAGCGACUGGAGCAGCGUGCGGAGCGCAAGGCCAAGGAGGCGUCCUUAAGGAACCUGCAUUCCAAAAGCAUCUUUGUGACCGUAGAGCGCAGAUUCGAUAUGUUCUUCGCCCUGGACACCGUUUCCUAUUAUAUAAACGGCGGCAAACGCCAAACGUGCCGCCUCCCGGAGUUCCACGCCAAGUUCUUUGUGCGGCCCCAGUACUCUAUCAAUCUCCUGAGGCAGCUGCACGAGAAGUGCUCUGGGAACUGGCUAAAGGUCAUCCAAAGCGACGGCGAUGGUGACGCCUUCAAAAAGUUCAAAGACCCCGACAGUCCGUUCGAGACCUUUGUGAAGCUCUUCGAAAGUAACCCAAUCAAAUCAAACGAUACGAUUGGCAAGUUGGCCAAAACAUGCCUGCACGUCAAUGAGGCAGUGCGUCUGACGGAGCGCGAAUUCAUACUGGAGGUCUUCAACCAGGUGCGCCAUAUAUUCGAAUACAUCACGGCCCAGGAGUACACCGUGUGGUUUCUGGUCCCUUGCCUGGGUGACAACGACCAGCUGCGUUCCAAGACCCUCGAAGACUUCGAUUUGACCAAAGUGCGAACGUCUAUUCGUCCAGCCGGUGACACCACCAACAUUUGGUGGGAUCAUACUGAUCACAACAUCAAGGACAUUCUAUUGGUGGCCUUCCAAUUGGACCUGGCCACCCAUGUCAAUCAGUCGGUUCUCGUUAUCAGCCAUUUGGAAACGCUGGCGGAGUUUUCCACUAUGCAAUAUGUGACGGCCUUCUUUAUGAACGACUUCUACGCCAAGAAAAACACGGAGCCCAAAUGGAUCUGCCACCGCUACUUGGAGCGCAUCAUUGAUGUGGCCUUGUUCCUGGGCGUCAUCGUCAUCAUCGAAUACCCAAGUGCAUUUACUCUGUUGCAGGAGGGUCGCCACUUGAUCAAGUGCUUCCAGAAGGAUGAUCCCGAAUCCUCCAGCACCUCCCAAUGGGAAAUAUUCGAAGAUGUGGUCAAGGAGAGCGAGUCUGACCUCGAGUUUCUCAAGGAGGCGGUGGGCAAAGUGCAGCAGAACGUAUAGUCUUCAAGAGAAUACACUAGCUUCGCCUCGAACAAAUUUCAUUUAUCUGCCGUCUGCGGAUAUUUCCAUGCUCAUUUUCUAAUUACGCCACAGCUCACGGUCCAACUUCACUCCGGCUGCAAACCCAUUCUUCAGCUCCAUUUCAAUUAGGGUUUUGCCGGCUGUCAGUUCGAGUGCCACUGGCGGAGCAGCCGAGGGUCCUUGCACCACCAUCUGCGCCGACCCACAAACAGCAACUACAAUGGCUGUCAGACGAGAAGCACGCGUCAUUUGCCGGCGAAAUGCAUUUGCGUUAACCAAGAGCAUUUUUAGCCAAAAUCACUCGGUGACCCAGUUGCAAAGCCAAGAGCACGGAGAUACAUCCUGAUGGAAUGCUGACUGACUGGCGGACGGACUUGAGUGAUUGGCGGUUACUGGGGCAAUUAUUUUGGACGCUGAUGGGUUCCAUCAUUCUUUUGCAAACACAAUCUUUAGUUAUACAUUAUAUAUACAUAUAUUCUAUACAAGAGCAAGCGAGGCGAAGAUUUUCCAUACUAUAUUAUUAUUAUUAAUCUAUUACACCGUACACAUAAUCAUAUAGAGACGUACGAUGUAUUUUAUAUCUUAA